Molecule: messenger RNA, 489 nt
Organism: Phodopus roborovskii (desert hamster)
Lineage: Eukaryota; Metazoa; Chordata; Mammalia; Rodentia; Cricetidae
Product: cytochrome c, somatic-like
Exons: 1
Coding region: 22-321 (99 amino acids)
Biological process (GO): mitochondrial electron transport, ubiquinol to cytochrome c; mitochondrial electron transport, cytochrome c to oxygen
Cellular component (GO): mitochondrial intermembrane space
Molecular function (GO): heme binding; electron transfer activity
Source: RefSeq, a predicted model, not a curated record
UCGGCUGAGAGCAAAUUAAAAAUGGGUGAUGCUGAGAAAGGCAAGAAGAUUUUUGUUCAGAAGUGUGCCCAGUGCCACACCGUGGAAAAGGGACCAAAUCUCCUUGGUCUGUUUGAGAGGAAGACAGGUCAAGCUGCUGGACUCUCAUACACAGAUGCCAACAAGAACAAAGUUAUCACCUGGGGAGAGGAUACCCUGAUGAAGUAUUUGGAGAAUCCCAAAAAGUACAUCCCUGGAACAAAAUUGAUCUUCACUGGAAUUAAGAAGAAGGGAGAGAGGGUGGACCUAAUAGCUUAUCUUAAAAAGGCUACUAAUGAGUAACCCCACUGCCUUAUUUAUUACAAACAAAUGUCUCAUGACUUUUAAUGUGUACUAUAACUUAAUUCAUACCCCAAAUCAUGAAUGGCUAAUGAUGUUUUUGUUGGGCAGUCCUGAUUUAAGUAAAACUGACCUGUAGUAAAAUGGGUAUGAUCUUUUUUAAAAUAACAA